CAGGCCCGAUUGAUGAAAAUGGUCGAGUGCCGGAGAGAGUGCGUAGCUGGGGAAUCUUCAGUCUUAGUUUACUAAUACGACACUUCUCUGUGGAAAAUUUUGGAGGGAAGCCAAGGUUGAAGACGACUGCGAGUCUGAAAGCUAAUCGUGUUCUUGAACUUUCAAACCUUGCUAUGGAGGUGGGCUCAGAUUCAGACCCUAUAGAAGCGGAAUUGGAAGCGGACCUUGAACCUGUAGAAGACGGUAAUGGACCUGCUCAUCAUCCUUCCGCUCCAUGUGAUGAGUGGAUUGAAAUUCUUAUCGACAUCACUUUGCAGUUAUUUGAUAUCUCAACGACGGUUGAUCCUAGCUAUAUUAUCUCUCUAAUACGGAAACUUCUGCCACAAAACGCAAGUAACCUGGGCAGUUCUUACGGAAAUGGAGAUGGCGACCGUGACACCUCAAUAACCUACAUGGAUGAAGGUGAUGCCUAUUUAUCUGGCGACCAAGUCUUAAGUUUUUCAGGAUCAGUGAGUAAAUGCCUGGGCAUUGAAAUUGCUGAUGGUUCUGAUAAACUUGCUGAUAAAAACGGCGAGGAUGAAGGUGCAUGUACUAAAUCGGAGCAACUUCUUUCAUCCUCAGAAGAAAAGGUCUGGGAAGAGUACGGUUGCAUUCUGUGGGAUCUUUCUGCGAGUAAAUCUCAUGCAGAACUUAUGGUUCAGAACUUUGUCCUUGAAGUUCUUUCUGCAAACCUUAUGGUCUCACAAUCUGUGCGUGUUAUGGAAAUUAGCCUUGGAAUUAUUGGAAACCUGGCCUGCCAUGAAGUUCCCAUGAAACAUAUAGUCACCAAGAGUGGAUUGAUUACAACCAUUGUGAACCAGCUGUUUCUAGAUGAUGCUCAAUGUUUAUGUGAAGUUUGCAGGUUGUUAAAUGCGGGUCUUCAAAGUAGCGAAUGUGUCAUAUGGGCUGAGGCUUUGAAUUCUGAGCAUGUUCUUUCUCGUCUUCUAUGGAUUUCUGAGAAUACCUUAAAUCCACAACUUAUAGAAAAGAGUGUUGGGCUAUUAUCAACCAUUAUUGAAAGUCAGCAAGAAGUUGUUCAUAUUCUUCUCCCAUGUUUGAUGAAGCUGGGUUUGUCGAGUGUUUUGUUCAACCUUUUUUCUCUUGAGAUGAAAAUAUUAACAAAUGAAAGAUCACCUGAAAGGCAUUCAAUUUUGGACGUGAUUCUUCGGACAGCUGAAGCACUCUCUGGACUUGAAGAGCAUUCUCAGGAAAUUUGUUCAAAUAAAGAGCUUUUUGAGCUUGUUUGUGACCUAGUCAAAUUGCCAGAUGCAUUUGAGGUCCCCAGUUCUUGUAUCAGUUCUGUGGUUUUGAUUGCAAAUAUUCUGUCAGAUGUGCCUGAUUUUGCCUUUGACUUGUCUCAAGAUUUGGCUUUUCUACAAGGUCUACUUGAUAUAUUCUCUUUUGUUGGGAACGACUCAGAGGCACGUGAUGCUCUUUGGAGCAUCAGCGCGAGGAUAUUGGUCCAUGUUCAAGAAAAUUCAAUGAGCAGAUCAAGGCUGUUUGAAUAUGUGUCAUUACUAGUGAGUAAGACUGAUCUCAUCGAGGAUGAUCUUCUAGACCACCAUAUGACUGAAUCUUGUAAAGAAGAGGAUGGAAUGACCUCUGCCGGCACAGAAUCAAACUCUAGAUGUAUAUCUUUAAGAAGGAUAAUUUCUAUUUUAAGUCAUUGGACUGCUUCUAAGGAUGAAGGGACGGAUGUAAGAGACGCAUAUCAUGUUGAAGAUGUAGACAUCAAUAGAUUGUUGAACUGUUGCUGUAAACAUUCUGAGGAAUUAGUAGAGACGGAAAUACACUCUUCAUAGCCCAUAGUGUUGCUCUUAGCCACUUUAGUACGUUCACUUAAAUGCCUCUCCAUUCAGCACACAGAGGCCAGGAUCUCAUUUUGAAUCAUUAUCAACCGAAGGAAAGUCAAUACAAAUAGGUUCUGCAAAUUUGGUCCCCAUGGUUUGAAGAAAUUUAGAUUUUAAUUCCUAUGGUUUAUAAUUCGAAAACUCUCAUGAACUAUUUAUGAGGGUUUUAUCAAACCAUAGGGAUUAUUUAUAGAGGUUUUAUCAAACUGUAAGAACUAAAUUCUAACUUUUAAAACUAUGGGUCUAAAUUCUAACUUUUUCUAAAGCAUAGGGAGCAAAUUUGUAAUUUAACCAUACAAAUAUUUACUGAAUGGAUGCGUAGUUAGUGGUGGUAAUGUGCAACCAGGUCAAGCCUGUUGUUGGAUGAUAAUUUAUUGGUCUAAGACUCCUCGGAGUCCCAACAACUUCCAAAAUCCUGCCAAUUGUUUGGUUAUGUACUACUUGUCUUAUAAGUGGUUUGGAGAUGGGUUUAGGACUA
Molecule: messenger RNA, 2367 nt
Organism: Benincasa hispida (wax gourd)
Lineage: Eukaryota; Viridiplantae; Streptophyta; Magnoliopsida; Cucurbitales; Cucurbitaceae
Product: ARM repeat superfamily protein
Source: RefSeq, a predicted model, not a curated record